AUGGUGGCGCCUCCGAGAGCAACCGGCGCCAUCGCCAUUUCGCUCUCACUAACCAUUCUAUCUUACUUCCUCUACCAUAAAAGUCGAUCGAAGUCUACUUCUCGAAAAACCCACAAAACCCUUUCAGUGGAAAAAGCUAGGAAAGGGCUGGUGGCAGCGAUUGGAAACACCCCUUUGAUUAGGAUCAAUAGCCUUUCCGAUGUCACUGGCUGCGAGAUUCUUGGCAAAGCUGAGUUUUUGAAUCCUGGAGGGAGUGUGAAAGAUAGGGUGGCAGUAAAGAUUAUUGAGGAGGCACUGGAAUCAGGAGCACUUGCUCAAGGUGGUGUAAUUACUGAAGGAAGUGCUGGAAGCACUGCCAUUAGUCUUGCAACCGUAGCUCCUGCAUAUGGGUGCAAAUGCCAUGUAGUCAUCCCAGACGAUGUUGCCAUUGAGAAGUCUCAAAUCCUGGAAGCUCUUGGUGCUACAGUUGAAAGGGUGAGACCUGUUUCCAUUACUCAUAGAGACCACUAUGUCAACAUUGCAAGGAGGAGGGCUCUUGAAGCAAAUGAAUUAGCAUUAAAGCAUGGUGAGGGCAAGCAGAAUGAAUCCCCAGAUGUAACACUAGUAAAUGGAUACGACUGCAAUGGGGAAAAACAAAGUACAAAAUUUGCCAGCGACUGUAAAGGUGGAUUUUUUGCAGAUCAAUUUGAAAACCUUGCUAAUUUCAGAGCCCACUAUGAGGGUACCGGUCCUGAAAUAUGGGAACAGACUGGAGGCAAGUUGGAUGCUUUUAUUGCAGCAGCAGGCACUGGAGGAACAGUGGCUGGUGUUUCACGCUUUCUCAAGGAAAAGAACACCAAGGUCAGGUGUUUCCUCAUAGACCCACCCGGUUCGGGUUUAUACAACAAGGUAACAAGAGGAGUAAUGUACACGAGGGAAGAGGCUGAAGGACGGAGGUUAAAAAAUCCAUUUGAUACUAUUACAGAAGGGAUUGGAAUUAACAGACUGACCGAAAAUUUCAAGCUGGCAGAACUUGAUGGGGCUAUACGAGGCACUGACUUGGAGUCUGUUGAAAUGUCUAGGUAUCUACUGAAGAAUGAUGGCCUUUUUGUUGGGAGUUCUUCCGCUAUGAAUUGUGUUGGAGCUGUAAGAGUAGCUCGAGCUAUGGGUCCUGGUCACACCAUUGUAACAAUUCUUUGUGAUAGUGGAAUGAGGCAUCUAAGCAAGUUCUAUGAUGCCCAAUAUCUUUCAGAACAUGGCCUGGCGCCUUCGGCUUUAAGAUUGGAAUUUUUAGGUGACGCAUAA
Molecule: messenger RNA, 1284 nt
Organism: Oldenlandia corymbosa var. corymbosa
Lineage: Eukaryota; Viridiplantae; Streptophyta; Magnoliopsida; Gentianales; Rubiaceae
Source: the annotation of a GenBank genome assembly